This is a messenger RNA of Panicum hallii, 728 nucleotides long. RefSeq names its product histone H2A-like. The record is from RefSeq and is a predicted model, not a curated record. The coding region runs from base 106 to 579 and encodes 157 amino acids. Gene Ontology annotation, cellular component: nucleosome. The transcript has a single exon. Gene Ontology annotation, molecular function: structural constituent of chromatin; protein heterodimerization activity; DNA binding. NCBI's taxonomy places the organism in Eukaryota, Viridiplantae, Streptophyta, Magnoliopsida, Poales, Poaceae.
CCCCCCACCCCGAAUUUGGGCGGCAUCACACCUCUCGAGUUCUCGCGCCCAGAUUCCCCAAUUUUCCCUCCUCCAAAGCUCUCCUGAAGCGCGGCAGCAGCGACCAUGGACGCCAGCGGAGCCACCGGGAAGGUGAAGAAGGGGGCGGCCGGGCGCAAGGCGGGUGGCCCCAGGAAGAAGUCGGUGUCGCGGUCUGCGAGGGCCGGGCUCCAGUUCCCCGUCGGUCGCAUCGGGCGCUACCUCAAGAAGGGCCGGUACGCGCAGCGCGUCGGCACCGGCGCCCCCGUGUACCUCGCGGCCGUCCUCGAGUACCUCGCCGCCGAGGUGCUGGAGCUGGCCGGGAACGCGGCGAGGGACAACAAGAAGACGCGCAUCAUCCCGCGGCACGUGCUCCUGGCGAUCCGCAAUGACGAGGAGCUCGGGAAGCUGCUGGCCGGCGUCACCAUCGCCCACGGCGGCGUCCUCCCCAACAUCAACCCGGUGCUGCUGCCCAAGAAGGUGGCGGAGAAGGCGGCCAGCGGCGCCGCCAAGGAGGCCAAGUCGCCCAAGAAGGGCACCAAGUCGCCCAAGAAAGCUUAGGCAGUAGAGACUCCAUUAGCACUGUGCUGUAACAUGUUCGUGUUUAGAUUUGUGGAUGGGAUGUGUUCUGGUCUAGUUUCGUCGUGGCUUGUGAUCUGUUCAUCACUGAAAGAUUUUCAGAAAUCAGAGCUCGUUGGUAUGUUCUGUUU